This is a messenger RNA of Contarinia nasturtii (swede midge), 2266 nucleotides long. RefSeq names its product N-acetylgalactosaminyltransferase 6-like. The transcript has 10 exons. Gene Ontology annotation, cellular component: Golgi apparatus. The record is from RefSeq and is a predicted model, not a curated record. The coding region runs from base 162 to 2003 and encodes 613 amino acids. Lineage: Eukaryota; Metazoa; Arthropoda; Insecta; Diptera; Cecidomyiidae.
ACUUUUCAAAUAUUGGUUUAGUAUAGCCGGUGUUUUAUCACUUAAAACUAUACAUAAAAAUAUCGUGAUGACUUGUUUUUGCGAGUACUAGUGAAGUGAAGAUUAAUAAUAAAAAUGCACAUUGAAUGAAUAAAUUGUCUUUGUUUUGAAAGACGAUAACCAUGCGUCGCAAUUUGACUAGCCUGUUCAAAUUCAUGUUGUUGUGUGCACUGAUGGUUUUUUUGACAAUAUUUCUAUAUAAAACAUUCUUUUCAUCAUCACAUCAUCGAUAUGACGACGACUAUGACGAAAAUCUCAUGCAUUCAUUUGCCAGUGCAAGGCGUUCAAUUCAUCCUCGACAAGGUUCAUUUUUUAUGAAUAGUGUAAAAAAUGAGUUAAAAAAUGUUAAACGAUUGAAAAUAGAUUGGCACGAUUAUAAAUUGAUUGAAGCAGAAAAAUUACGACAUGGUAUCGGCGAACAUGGUAUCGCCGCAUUUAUAUCACCAGAUUUGGAAGACGAACGCAAACAACUAUUUGAUCAAAACGGAUUCAAUGCACUGCUUAGUGAUAAAAUUGCACUUAAUCGAUCUGUUAAAGAUAUUCGCCAUAAAGACUGCGCAAAAUUGAAAUACUUAAAAGAUCUGCCAACCGUGAGCAUAAUUGUUCCAUUUUUUAAUGAACAUUGGAGCACACUUUUACGUACAGUUUACAGCGUACUGAAUCGAUCGCCACCAGAGUUGAUUAUGGAAAUUAUUUUAGUAGACGAUGCUAGUAAUAAGCAAUUUUUAAAGAGAAAACUCGAUCAAUAUGUUGCAAAAUAUUUGCCAAAAGUCAAAAUUAUUCGGUUGAACGAAAGAUCAGGGUUGAUAGUGGCACGUUUAGCCGGAGCUAAGGCUGCGAAUGGUGACGUUUUAAUCUUUUUAGAUUCGCACACCGAAGCGAGUACAAACUGGUUACCACCAUUACUGGAGCCCAUUGCUGAAAAUUAUAAAGUAUGCGUGUGCCCAUUCAUCGAUGUUAUUAGUUACGAUACUUUCGAAUAUCGAGCACAAGAUGAAGGUGCGAGAGGUGCAUUUGAUUGGCAAUUUUUCUACAAACGGCUACCUUUACUGCCUGAAGAUUUAGCGCAUCCAACGCGACCAUUUAAAAGUCCAAUAAUGGCUGGCGGGUUAUUCGCGAUAAGUGCGCGAUUUUUCUGGGAAUUGGGAGGUUACGAUGAUGGAUUGGAUAUUUGGGGUGGUGAACAAUAUGAGUUAAGUUUCAAAAUUUGGCAAUGUGGGGGAGAAAUGUAUGAUGCUCCUUGCUCACGUGUUGGACAUAUUUAUAGGGGAGGUGGUGUACCACAGCCAACUGGAAGAAGAGGCGACUUUCUGCAUAAGAAUUACAAACGUGUUGCGGAAGUUUGGAUGGAUGAGUAUAAAGAAUAUUUAUAUCAGCGUAAUCCAGAAAGAUACGAGAGUAUUGAUGCCGGCAAUUUGACAGAACAAAAAGCAAUACGUGAAAAACUGCAGUGCAAAUCGUUUAAAUGGUUCAUGGAAGAAAUUGCAUUUGAUUUGCUAAAAAAAUAUCCAUCGGUAGAGCCGCCUGAUUUUGCCUCUGGAGUUAUACAAAGUGAAUCACAUCCAAAUCAGUGUGUCGACUCAUUGAAUCAUGGUAUUGGCCAAGAGUUCGGCUUAUACACGUGUGCUGAAAAUCAUAGACGACCGCAAUUAAAUCAAUUUUUCGUUUUAUCUUGGCACAAAGACAUAAGAGUACACGGCACAACAAAGUGUUGGGAUGUUUCAACGUCAUAUACAAACGCACCAAUUAUCUUUUAUGAUUGUCACGGACAAAAAGGAAAUCAGCUCUGGAAAUAUAACAUCGAAAAAAAGUGGGUUCAACACAAUGAUCGGUGCUUGGACUUUGAUGCAAAAACCAUGAAAAUCUUUGUAAACCAAUGCGAUGCCAAUAAUCCAAAUAUGAUGUGGAACUUUGGUUUUGUUAACACAACAGCGCUACGUCAGUUUGAUCAAAUCAAUACAUAAAAUUGCAAAUCUAUACAUACAUCAAUACAUUUUUCGUUGUGAAUUAUCAUCAAUUAUUAUUAUACUAAGUCAAAUAUAAAGAUAUUUUUAAUUAAAAUACAAGCAUGCAUGAAUCCAAGCAUUAUUACUAUUAAAAUGAUGUAUAGAUGCCAACAUUGAACAUAUUUGCUAGUCAAAUGGAACGUAGAUUCUUACACAUUUCAUAUCGAAUACCAAUUCAAAUCUAACUAUUCAUCUAGUGAACAAAUAAAAAAAAAACAAUA